Molecule: messenger RNA, 4841 nt
Organism: Zonotrichia albicollis (white-throated sparrow)
Lineage: Eukaryota; Metazoa; Chordata; Aves; Passeriformes; Passerellidae
Gene: NUDT12
Product: nudix hydrolase 12
Biological process (GO): NADP+ catabolic process; NAD+ catabolic process
Cellular component (GO): peroxisome; cytosol
Molecular function (GO): metal ion binding; NADH pyrophosphatase activity; protein binding
Source: RefSeq, a predicted model, not a curated record
UGCCAAAAAUCAAUCUGAUCAUUUCCCUAUUACCACUCCUGCCCGGCGGACAAAAUGGCGGCUCGCCCUUUAACCCUGCGCAUCAACCCAACCCAUCCAGCAGCGGCGCUCGGGGAACGACUGGCAGUUCCCUGCGGGAACACGCAGCGUCUCAAGCCUGGCGCCCGCCUGAAGGGCCGGGCGUGGCAAUCGCUCUCGGCCCCGCUCGGCCCUGCUCCGUCUCUCUCGGGCCCGCGCGGGAGUGGGCCUUCCUCUGCAGCGCUGCCGGGCGCGGUGGGAGGGGCACGGGGCCUGGCCGCCAGCGGAGGCUGCGCACGUGAAAUCUUCUGGUCCUCAAGCCUCUUUAAAACUGGUUUUGAUUGUUAAGAAGGCACAAUGACUGACUUUGAAAAGAACCUGCAUCAGGACAUGGUUUCUCAGCUGCAUAACUUUGCUGCUGCUGGUGACACAGCCGGGCUGAAGGUGCUGCUCAGACGCUUGCCAUCACUGGUCAAUGCAGCCGCAGGGAAUGGCUGGACAGCCCUCAUGUACGGUGCUAGAAAUGGACACCUCGAGGUUGUGCAGGUUCUUCUUCAAGAGGGGUGUGACAGAUCCAUCGUUAAUAAAUCAAGGCAGACAGCUCUGGACAUUGCUAAAUUUUGGGGGUACAAACACAUAGCUAAUUUGUUGGCUAAUGUAAAAGGUGAUCAGAAACCUAUUUUUUUGUCAAAUGAUGUGAAAGAAUAUGAAAAUUAUUUUGGCAUGACACUUCUGGACAGAAGGAGUGAUAAAAGAACAGAUUCUAAGUGGCUCAGUAAAAAACAAAGCCAUCCAGCUACAGUGUACAUCCUCUUCUCAAAUCUGAGUCCCUUGGUUACUUUGGGUGGGGGAAGAGAGAGCUCGCAGCAACCAGAAGUAAAGCUUUGCAGGUUGUGCCACAAGGAUGUGGAACAGUUCAUGAACCAAACUGAAGAAUGUACCUUGAUUUUUCUUGGAGUGGACCUUCAGUUUGAUAUGAACCUGAUGGCUGCUUGCAAUGGAAGAGUUCAGCAAGAAGAUGAAGAUGGGUUAGUUGCUUGGUUUGCUCUUAGCGUAGAUUCUGCUUCUGCUGAAAAAUUUAAACAGAAGCAUGAGGACUGUUACUUUCUUCACCCACCGAUGCCAGCGCUACUGCAGUUACCUGAAAAAGAAGCUGGAGUAAUAGCCCAGGCGAGAUCUGUUCUAGCAUGGCACCAGCGUUACCGAUUCUGUCCAACAUGUGGGAGUGCAACCAAGACUGAAGAAGGGGGUUACAAGAAAACUUGCUUAAAAGAGGGUUGUCCCAGUCUCCAAGGAGUUCACAACACAUCAUAUCCAAGAGUUGAUCCUGUUGUGAUAAUGCAAGUCAUCCAUCCAGAUGGCAACCAUUGCCUUUUAGGUAGGCAGAGGAGAUUUCCCCCAGGAAUGUUUACCUGCCUAGCUGGAUUUGUAGAAGCUGGUGAAACCAUAGAAAAUGCUGUUCGAAGAGAAGUAGAGGAGGAGGCUGGAGUGAAAGUUGCCCAUGUUCAGUACAUCUCUUGUCAGCCGUGGCCAAUGCCCUCCUCCCUAAUGAUUGGCUGCUUAGCUGUUGCAGUGUCCACAGAAAUUAAAGUCGACAAGAAUGAAAUAGAGGAUGCACGCUGGUUCACUAGAGAACAGGUCGUGGAAGUUCUCAUUAAAGGAAACCAGCGUUCUUUCUUUGUACCACCAAGUCGAGCUAUUGCACACCAGUUGAUGAAACAUUGGAUUGGAAUGAACGCUAAUCUUUAGUUCAAAUAAUUGAUUUCUUUAAGUUACUUCUUCUAUUGAAUGCCUUCUUAGGAACAAAUUAGAACAAUUUGUCUAGUGAAUGUGUAACCAAGUGAUUUUCUGAGUCUUCACAUUGGUUCCAGAGCUAAACCAUGCGAUCUUUGUAGGUAUUUUCUGACCUGAAUUAGAUUGGGACAAAACCCAAUCAUUAUCCCAAGCAAGCAAACACCAAAUAAGUAGAAUUGGUACCUUGUUGAGUACAGGCUUUCUUGUUCUAGAAUGAAAUUAUUAUGCCUUUUUCUUUACACUUCUUAUGUUUGAUUUGGUCUUCCCCCACUGGAAGGAUUCAUAGCAUUACAAAGUGGGCUAUCUGACCUUGCCUGGUACUUACAUCCUCCUCUUUGGCCUUAACUGUUUCUCUCUCAUUUUUGCAUAUGUCCAUUUUUUAAAUUUGACCUGUCACAAAAACCUACAUUCAGUGCUGAAAGCCUUACCAAGUAUGGUUAUUCUAAAGUCAGUAGCAUAUGUAACUAGUGAAUAUGUGGUACUUCGUAUCUUUUACAUUAAUAACCUAAUUUAUGUUAAUGCUCAAAGCAGAGCAUUUGCUCGUACAUUCUGACUUGGCUUGCACUUACCCAAUUGUAUGUCAGCCUGAAUUUAAAGGUAUAACACAAUACUUUGUUUUUGAAAAAGGUGUUGGAGAACUAUCCCUGAAUGCCUAAGUAUUAGUGUUUUCAUAAGAUAAUAAUGUACUUAACUGAUGCUAGGCAGUGAGUAAUUUGAUUCUCUGAUAAUUAGAAAUGAAAUUACAGAAUAAUGGAGAAGGAGGAACAAGAUGUAUCUCAAAAUAUGCACAAAGUUCUUUAUGGAAAUAGAGAUGCCAAGAUUGUUACUGCUAUUAAGAAUCUUAUAUUUGAAAGAAAUAUAUUAACUGCAGCUAUAAGACUGCAGGGAUAUGUUAAUUAAAAUAUGUAUUUAGGUGUUUUUAAUGCUACAGUUCAGAUUUGUGCCUUAAUUUAUCAAGUUAUUUAGGAUAGUGUUGAUGUUCUGAAAAGAGAAGUAUAUUGGUUUAAUAUAAAUUUCAUUAUGUAAUAGUUCAUAGUCUGUCAUUCUGCAGUCAUUGCAGUGAUGUCAAAAGGAAUGCACAUAACCUGAGGAAGUUGUAGUGACAAAUGUAAACUUAUUAUUUUGUGAUUUGUUUAUUUGGAGUAAUUUGUUUUUAACAGUGAAUGGUGUCACAUUUUUUUCCAAAAUUGUCAGCAACCUGGAAUCAGUAAAACUGUUGUACAAAUCCUGAUUGUACUUUGUUUUCCCCAUCCAUGUCGCAUUAUGCUCAGCAGUUUCCAUGGUUUUUUUGUAAGGCAGUACCUAAGAAACUUUAAAGCAAGAAGCCUUCCUGACAGAUUUGGAGUAUUUGACAUAUUAUGUUGCUUCAUUCUCUUCCUUGUUUUAGCCAUAUAUAAAAAUAAAUACAGGUUAUUUCUUGUCUGGCAGGGAGAAGGAAACAAUGCAGUGCUUCCCUUAAAAAUUGCUUUUACAGAGAAAGUGAGUUAUGGAAAGCUGUCAUAGGGCGCACGUACCAGCAAGACUGCAUGGUAACAAUGGCAAUUAUCAGUUGCAGGUUGCUCAUAGAGUAAAGGAGAAUAUUGGAAAGUAUACAAAAAGUGGUGAAAGCUAAGCAGUGAAAGGAAGUUUCAACUAGUGCUGUGGUGAUUACAUUCAGAGAGAUGAACAAAGGAAUGAGGAGCUAGAUGGAAGAAGGAGGAUAAAGUGUAGAACAAAUAUAGGUAGCAUAAAAAUAAGUAGUUUAUGGCUUUGAGGUAGCUAAAUGUACAUGACUAAGACCCAUAGGAAUACUUCUAGAACUAUUGGAACAGUUCUUGUGUAGAAAAUUAUGGUGAGUGGCUAUAGAGAUGUGCUUCUAAAAGUGAAACUCCAAACACAGUAUCCCUAAUUAAAACUGAUGUUAAUAAUCUGCUUAAUUUUUUUUUGAGAAUCUGUGUACCAGUAUAUAUGUGCAGUUACAAGGCUAAUAAGUAAAUUAAAAAUGUACACUUUUAUGUAUGAAGAAAACCAGAAAAAUAUGACAAAAGGAACAACACCUAAUCUCUGAUUUUGAGAGUAAUCUUUUAAUGAUCUUUCAAGUUUAAUAAUUUAAGUGUCAACGAUUUUUAGUCUUUAUAGAUAUUCAAAAUCUAAGCCAAGCUUCUGAAAAUGGUUUUGAAAGUUUCUUUUCCUUUUUCCCUUACCAAGAGAAGAAUUCCAUUUGCAGGGAAGAAGACAAACCUAAGAAAGCUAGUUAGAUAAAUUUAAUCCAUUUAAGAAAAGACUUUUCCUGGCUUUUUAUUGGUUAAUUUUCCUUUUUUGUAUGUCAGGGUUUGAAUUUAUUUCAAAAUUACCUAUACAUUGUAAGGACAGUUACUGUUUGCGGUUUACACAGGAAAUGUCAAAUUGAAGAGCCAAAUUCUGUGGUUUUCUGGCAACUAUGGCAGUUCAGGAAAGUUUAAUUUAGAAACAGUUGAAGAGAGUGUAGUGGUUCUGACUGGAGUAUUGUAUGGGCAACACCUCCAGAAGAUCUCAGUAGUUCACCUUACUCAAAAGACAGCAGCAGCUUUGAAAGCAGGCUAAUUCUUGCCAUGAAGUUAAUGCAGUAGAUUAAGAGAAUAGUGUUACUUACUAAAAAGAGUGGUUUUUUUCUAUGCUGUGAGUAAUGAUCUGUCACUUUUCUCCUCUCCUUGUACAAUGGUAUCAGACCAAAAAUAGUACUCCUGAUAUCAAAUGUACAAGGCAGAAAAUUCUGGAGAUGUCUUUUAUCCCAGUUUGCCUGUGUACUAAAGAGAACUACCUUCUAUUCAGUGUAUAAUUUGAAAAUAAUAUGUAUUUUAUCUGUUUUUAUAAUAAUUUAGAGAUAAUAGAAAUAGUAGCUUAAUAAAGCAGGAAAAGAUAAUUAGGUCUUUGAACACAAACCAAAAUUGAUACUUCAAAUGAAACUGUAAUCUCAUGCAAUGUAAUGACAUUCUAUGUAAGUAUAAUACUGGUUAUGAUAUUUUUACAAACUUUGCAUUUGUCCUAAUAAACAUGCUACUUUUAACUCA